Molecule: messenger RNA, 1014 nt
Organism: Penicillium angulare
Lineage: Eukaryota; Fungi; Ascomycota; Eurotiomycetes; Eurotiales; Aspergillaceae
Product: D-isomer specific 2-hydroxyacid dehydrogenase family protein
Exons: 1
Coding region: 1-1014 (337 amino acids)
Molecular function (GO): oxidoreductase activity, acting on the CH-OH group of donors, NAD or NADP as acceptor; NAD binding
Source: RefSeq, a predicted model, not a curated record
AUGGCUUCGGAAGAUACAGUCCCUCAUAUUGUUGCGAUCGAGGCUAUACAUUGCCCAAUUCCGACCUUUGAUAUUCCCCACACGCGCGCAAUAUAUGAAUGGACGCAGGAAUCCCAGCUGCAAGAGCGGAUAAAAGAUGCCACGGUUAUCAUCACCACUACUAUUCAUCUCUCUGCGCGAGAUUUAAGCCCAGAAGUCACACCUAAGCUUAAGCUUAUUGUCGCGAUGGCUGUCGGCACAAAUCACAUCGACAAGGUCGCGGCUAGGGAACGCGGGAUUCCAGUGUGCAAUUGCCCCGCGUCUAACCUUGAGAGUGUCAGCGAACAUGCGAUCGGUCUGUACUUUUCUGCGCGCCGAAAAUUGGUUUCUCUGCACCAGGCAACUACCAGGGUACUUCCCGCUCCAGUUUCCGAAACCGAGUGGAAGGCCAAUGGCUCUUUGCGGACUCGGCUCCAUAUGUCGGAUGGAAAGCCUCCAUUAUUAUGUCACGAGGAGACUAUGGGCAUAUUUGGGUAUGGAGGUUUAGGGAAACGGAUUGCUCAAAUGGCCGGGGCGCUCGGCAUGACUGUUUUAGUUGCGGAGCGAAAGGGCCACCCGCCUCGAGAGAACCGAAUAGCUUUCGAUGAAGUCUUGCGAAAAUGCACUGUCCUUGUCAUGUGUCUGCCUAGAAACCCUGAGACAGAGAACCUCAUCUCUUCAACUGAAUUUGGUAUCAUGCGUCCCGAAGCUUUGCUUGUCAACGUGGCCCGAGGUGGUAUUGUCGAUGAAGCAGCUUUAUUAGCUGCUCUGAAGGAGGGUCGGAUUUCCGGAGCUGCCACGGAUGUCUUCAAUACCGAGCCGGCUGGCAAGGCGGAUUCACCAUUGCUCGGCCCCGAGACAGAAGGCCUAAAUUUGAUCCUGACGCCACAUUUGGCAUGGUACGCAGAGCGUACUUUGUUGAACUACCGGAUUGGAAUGAAAGCUGCCAUUGAAAAAUGGUAUGGCGGAGAGAUUGUUAACGAGGUCCAACCAUGA